This is a messenger RNA of Nicrophorus vespilloides, 1573 nucleotides long. Its product is annotated as protein Ycf2-like. The record is from RefSeq and is a predicted model, not a curated record. NCBI's taxonomy places the organism in Eukaryota, Metazoa, Arthropoda, Insecta, Coleoptera, Silphidae. The transcript has 3 exons. The coding region runs from base 140 to 442 and encodes 100 amino acids.
GAGCUUGCUUUUCGCCGGUCAGUAGUGUGAUCAGCGCCCGUGCACGUCACUUCGUAGCAAGCAGAGAGGAACGGAUCUCGCACAUACAACAAGGUUUAUAAAUAAGUAUAAACAGGCGAAACGAAGACAGAAACCGAAGAUGAGUACCAAGGAAAGCCACGAAGUCGUGAUCGAGAAGAUCGACAACGAUAAGGACGCCAAGUGCGAAAUUAAGGGAACCAAACGCUCGGCCGAGGACAAAGUGGAAGAUGUGAAAAAGGCGAGGAAAGAGGAAAAUGGCGCCACCUCCGAGGGUGAGGACCUAGAGGAGGAAGAGGUGGAAGGUGCCGACUGCGAAGAAGAGGAUGAGGAUGAAGACAUCCCGGAGGGUGAUGAGGAGGAGCUCGAUGGUGAAGAAGACGAUGAGGAGGAUGUGGAGGGCGAGGAGGAAGAAGAUGCAUAAUAGAUUAGAUAGGGUGGUGAAAGUGUUGUAAGGACUAUCAGUGACUGGCGGGCUCCUCGUGGGGCUCGCUUACGCGGACUCUAACUUAUUUACUACGUAUCUCUUUGGUUUGUAAAAAUGUCCAUUUUAUGUAAAAAAUAGGUAUAAAUUUAGAUUAAGUUUUUUUUGUCACGACGAUCCCUUUUUUUAAUUGUACAAAAAAAAAAAGAAAAGAAAAGAAAGAAAAUAACGAUAAAAGACUAGAACACUGCGUAAAGAGAAUAAACCAACAGAGGAAGAACACACACAUCUUAGAUAUGCAUUGAAGAAAACCAAACUUAAAAAUAGAAAGAGAGAUUUUUCAGAACAAAACAACAAGCUGUGCGAGGAGACACAUUGUCGUCGAUUAGAAUGGCAAUAAGCAUUAUUUUACAAGAAAAAUGAAACCAUAUAUAAAUAAUUGAAGAAACAAGAAAAGAGUAUGAAUGAGACAUAAAAAACACACACAGAGAGGGGGAAUAGUAAAGAAGAAACAAAAUGAUUUUUUUAAAAUAAUUCAAAAUAUAUAAACAGUGUGUUUGUAUUCAUGAAGUGGUGAUGUUUAGAGCCUGCGACCUGGGUCAGAGUGUGGGCGACGUCGGAGACGACGGAAUCUCCUCCCUUCUUCACUCAACGUGCGCAUCGACAAGGAACGAAUCCCAUCAUCAACAUGUUCGUCGUCGUCAAAGCCGCAGUUCAUCAUCAUCAUCUUCAUCGUCGAACUCCACCACAACACACACAUUCACUAGAGAGUAUACACAGCUCACGCCCCCCGUAGCACCCUGACCCAGGUCUCUGCGUACCUGUUUCUGCGACUCCAACUGACCAAGACCCUGCCGCCAUCGCCGCCUCCACCCCCACACCAACGACACCGGACCUCUUCAAAACAAAAGAAACAUACAACAACAACAGUAGACAUAUGACCGACGUUCAAUGAUGAUCGCCGCCUCUCAUUACUUAUAUAUUUUUUUUUUGCGAUUGAAAAAAGAUGUGCGUUGAUCGUGCAUCCAUAUCAUCAUCUCACCUAAGCAAGCCCGGGUCUCGAUCUGUUGAGAGCGCCCCUUUGUAAUAAUACCUUUAACAAGAAAGAAAAAAAAAUCAAACAAAAAAAAA